GGUCAUUAUUAAUUUUAAAUCUAAUGGAAAAUUUUUACAAAUUCAAUGUAAUUAAAUUCAUAAUUAUCAUUCAACGAAAAUGAUUGAAAUUCAAGCCAAACUUUUACGAGGUCCUGUAUAUUUUGUCCAAGAAACAGUCCAAUGUCUAAUCACAUUGAAAAAUAUUCCACGAACAAAUGAGAAUGGUUCAAUACCUAAUGGAAGUAUUAGUAAUCGAAAAAAUAAUGUUGCCAAUAAUUCUGUUGAAAGAAUUUGUUGGGCGAAUGUACAGCUACAUUGUUUCUGUACUGUGGAUGAAUCGCAGAUCGAUUGUCAACGAAUUAUUGACGAAAAUCUUGAUUGUAAAUUAAUAAAUCAUAAUGGAAAUUAUAUGAAAAAUAAGCGAAAUUCAAUUGCUUUCGAAACCUAUUCAUCGAAUGAUACUUCGUUUCAUGAAUCAUUAGUUCGAGGCGAACGUGGCAUCAUCAUUUAUGCAUCCAAACCAAAAAUUUUAUUCUGCGAUCUACAACUUGAACCCCAUCAAAGUCAAACAUUUAUUUACACUGAAACAUUGCCUUCCAAUCUGAACCCUUCAUAUUCCAGUAAUAGAUUGAAAUAUUAUUACAAAUUAAGUAUCGGUGCUCAACGUAUAGGUUCACCAAUUUAUCUAUUAAAAAUACCGAUUCGUAUAUUGACAGUUGAUGGAUUUCCAUCAUUAUCAACAAACAAUGAUCAAUCAAACGGUACAGAAAAUUCGUUGAAUGAAAAUGAUGAUGAUAUUAAAAGUUGUACCAGUACGAAUAAUUCACUGACAUUUGAUGAUGAAUCAAAAGAUCAUGGAACACCAUUCGAUAUUGCAUUACAUCGUAUCGAAUAUCUUGCCGGACAUCGAAUACCUCAUAAUUUUAACAUAACCAGUACGUUUGGAAAAGUGGCCAAAUUUUUUAUAUUUAAAACUGUUUAUCGUCUUGGUGAAGAUAUUAUUGGUUUAUUUGAUUUCACUGAAGGUUUAGUAAAAUGUAUCCGUUAUUCGGUUGUAUUACAAAGUGAAGAAACAAUUGCCGAACAUUAUUCUGUUUCAUCAUCAUCAACGACAACGAAAUCAAGAAUUAAUCUAGCAAAUCAUACACGUUUUCAUGAAUGUUGUUUGAAUAUGGAUCAAUCGCCAAUGAUAUUGUCAAUACCAUUUACACUAACACCAUCAUUUGCAAAUAAUCUAAUUUCACUUAAAUGGAAUCUACAUUUUAGCUUUGUAAUUGAAAAUAAUCAAAAACAACAGAAUUCAACGAUUAAUCUUUGUACAGAAACUGAAGAUGGUAUACAAACAUUGGCACCAAGACAAUUGAAUGUGCAAGUAAUGACAUGGGAUUUUCCAAUUAAAAUCGUAGCUACAUAUCCGGCACAUGUAGCAAAAGGAUUUCAAAUGGCUUCAAUCGGUACAUUAAAUAUUUGAUCGAAAUCUAAAUUCGAUUCAAGUGAUAGCAAUUGACAAUCAUUAUUUUGAUUCUAAUACUUUUUUAUAUUAAAACGCAAGAGAUUUAUAGAUUAUUUUUUUGUGAA
Dermatophagoides pteronyssinus (European house dust mite) is the source of this 1539-nucleotide messenger RNA. RefSeq names its product RAB6A-GEF complex partner protein 2. The record is from RefSeq and is a predicted model, not a curated record. Lineage: Eukaryota; Metazoa; Arthropoda; Arachnida; Sarcoptiformes; Pyroglyphidae.